AUGCAACAAGUAAAAGGCAAGUUGUUACAAUAUUUUGACCAUUCUUCACUUUCUUCUUGUUUCAUAGACGAUGACUUUUUUCAUGAACUCCCAGAAACGUUCCCAUCUGACCCACCUGAGCCUCUGCCACAUUUCCUUAUUGAGCCUGAAGAAGCAUAUAUCGUGAAGAAUAAGCCCGUGAACCUGUAUUGCAAAGCCAGCCCUGCCACCCAGAUCUACUUCAAGUGCAACAGUGAGUGGGUUCAUCAGAAGGACCACAUAGUAGAUGAGAGAGUAGACGAAACUUCCGGUCUCAUCGUCCGGGAAGUGAGCAUUGAGAUUUCGCGCCAGCAAGUGGAAGAACUCUUUGGACCUGAAGAUUACUGGUGCCAGUGCGUGGCCUGGAGCUCAGCGGGCACCACGAAGAGCCGGAAGGCGUAUGUGCGCAUCGCAUACCUACGGAAGACAUUUGAACAGGAACCCCUAGGAAAGGAAGUUUCCUUGGAACAGGAAGUGUUGCUCCAAUGUCGGCCCCCCGAAGGGGUCCCGGUGGCCGAGGUGGAAUGGCUGAAAAACGAAGACAUCAUCGAUCCCGUGGAAGAUCGGAAUUUUUAUAUUACUAUUGAUCACAACCUCAUCAUAAAGCAGGCCCGCCUCUCAGACACCGCAAAUUACACCUGUGUCGCCAAGAACAUUGUCGCCAAGAGGAAGAGCACAACGGCCACUGUCAUAGUCUACGUCAAUGGCGGCUGGUCCACGUGGACGGAGUGGUCUGUGUGCAACAGCCGUUGUGGACGGGGGUUCCAGAAACGUACAAGGACCUGCACCAACCCAGCCCCCCUCAAUGGCGGUGCCUUCUGCGAAGGGCAGAGUGUGCAGAAAAUAGCCUGUACUACCUUGUGCCCAGUGGAUGGCAGGUGGACGUCGUGGAGCAAGUGGUCUACUUGUGGGACAGAGUGCACCCACUGGCGCAGGAGAGAGUGCACAGCUCCAGCCCCCAAGAACGGAGGCAAGGACUGCGAUGGCCUCGUCUUGCAAUCCAAGAACUGCACGGAUGGGCUUUGCAUGCAAAGUUUCAUUUAUCCUAUUUCAACCGAACAGAGAACCCAGAAUGAAUAUGGAUUUUCUUCUGCUCCUGACUCGGAUGACGUUGCUCUCUACGUGGGAAUCGUCAUAGCCGUGAUGGUCUGUCUGGCCAUCACUGUGAUCGUGGCCCUGUUUGUGUAUCGGAAGAACCAUCGAGACUUUGAGUCCGAUAUCAUCGACUCUUCGGCGCUCAAUGGGGGCUUUCAGCCUGUGAACAUCAAGGCGGCAAGACAAGAUCUGCUGGCGGUGCCCCCAGACCUCACGACAGCCGCCGCCAUGUACAGAGGACCUGUCUACGCCCUGCACGACGUCUCGGACAAAAUCCCAAUGACCAACUCUCCCAUUCUGGACCCACUGCCCAACCUGAAAAUCAAAGUGUACAACACCUCGGGUGCGGUCACCCCCCAAGACGACCUCUCCGAGCUGACAUCCAAGCUGUCCCCUCAGAUGACCCAGUCGCUGUUGGAGAACGAAGCCCUCAACCUGAAGAACCACAGCCUCGCCAGGCAGACCGACCCCUCCUGUACCGCCUUUGGCUCCUUCAACUCCCUGGGCGGUCACCUCAUCGUCCCCAAUUCAGGAGUCAGUUUGCUGAUCCCCGCUGGGGCCAUUCCCCAAGGGAGAGUCUACGAAAUGUAUGUGACUGUACACAGGAAGGAAACUAUGAGGCCACCCAUGGAAGAGUGUCAGACACUCUUGACCCCGGUGGUGAGCUGCGGGCCCCCCGGAGCCCUGCUGACCCGCCCCGUCAUCGUCACCAUGCGCCACUGUGCGGACCCCAACACCGAGGACUGGAAGAUCCAGCUGAAGACCCAGGGGGCACAGGGACAGUGGGAGGACGUGGUGGUGGUCGGAGAGGAGAACUUCACCACCCCAUGCUACGUUCAGUUGGACGCGGAGGCCUGUCACAUCCUCACCGAGAGCCUCAGCACCUACACCCUGGUCGGGCAGGCCACCACCAAAGCCGCCGCCAAGCGCCUCAAGCUGGCCAUCUUCGGGCCCCUGUGCUGCUCCUCCCUGGAGUACAGCGUCCGUGUCUACUGCCUGGACGACACCCAGGAUGCCCUGAAGGAAGUUGUACAUCUUGAGAGACAGAUGGGAGGACAGCUCCUGGAAGAACCUAAGGCCCUUCAUUUUAAAGGUAGCACCCACAACCUGCGCCUGUCAAUUCACGACGUCGCCCAUUCCCUCUGGAAGAGCAAAUUGCUGGCCAAAUAUCAGGAAAUUCCUUUUUACCAAAUCUGGAGCGGCUCUCAGAGAAACCUGCACUGCACCUUCACCCUGGAAAGGUUCAGCCUCAACACGGUGGAGCUGGUCUGCAAACUGUGCGUGCGACAGGUGGAAGGGGAAGGGCAGAUCUUCCAGCUGAACUGCACCGUGUCGGAGGAACCUACUGGCGUCGAUUUGCCGCUGCUGGACCCUGCGAGCACCAUCACGACAGUCACCGGGCCGAGUGCUUUCAGCAUUCCUCUCCCCAUCCGGCAAAAGCUCUGCAGCAGCCUGGACGCCCCCCAGACCCGAGGCCACGACUGGAGGAUGCUGGCCCACAAGCUCAACCUGGACAGGUACUUGAAUUACUUCGCCACCAAAUCCAGCCCGACUGGCGUCAUCCUGGACCUCUGGGAGGCACAGAACUUCCCAGAUGGAAACCUGAGCAUGCUGGCGACCGUCUUGGAGGAAAUGGGAAGACAUGAAACGGUGGUGUCUUUAGCAGCAGAAGGCCAGUACUGACCCCUCUGGAACUGAGGACACACGCAUGCAGGGGACUCACAGCUGAGGAUGAGUCCGGACCAGACCAAUGAGCUUCACGAGCAAGAUCACAGCAGGAGACAGAAGGCAA
Microcebus murinus (gray mouse lemur) is the source of this 2905-nucleotide messenger RNA. NCBI's taxonomy places the organism in Eukaryota, Metazoa, Chordata, Mammalia, Primates, Cheirogaleidae. The record is from RefSeq and is a predicted model, not a curated record.